Panthera uncia (snow leopard) is the source of this 2028-nucleotide messenger RNA. RefSeq names its product OCIA domain containing 2 (gene OCIAD2). The transcript has 9 exons. Lineage: Eukaryota; Metazoa; Chordata; Mammalia; Carnivora; Felidae. Bases 403 to 954 code for a protein of 183 amino acids. Gene Ontology annotation, cellular component: mitochondrial inner membrane. The record is from RefSeq and is a predicted model, not a curated record.
GGCGGCGGGGAGGCGGCCGAGGCGUGGGGACGGCGCCGGGAGGCGGGAGCAGUCCCGCUGCAGCUGCGGCCGCGGAAGGAGGCGGUCUGGGCUCGGCUCCGCGGGCCCCCAGGCGCGACCAGCGACGGGUCCCUACCUACGCAGGUCAGCAAAGGCUUCCUGAAGAUCCUCAAGAAAUAGAGUGCCCAGGGCCACUCUGACAGCUUGCCCUUUACUGCUCAUCCGCCCGCGGUGGGCAGGGUCCUGAGCUGGGGUUUAUGGACUCAUCCCUCGUCUUCCUUCCUCAUCCUUGCAAUAGCCCCUCAAGCCCCUUGCUGUAUCCAUCACCCCCAAGUAACAGACUUCACGUCAACGAAUAAGCUGAGUACGCUCAACUAGAAGAGAAGCAGAGACAAAGUCAUCAUGGCUUCGGUGUCUACUCAUGGAAAUCAAGAUAAAGGCCCCCAUUUGCCACCACCAAGCAAGCAGGAGGCAACUGGGUCUCAAGGACACCAGGCAGGCAAAGGGAGUGAGGAGCACUGCAGGCAGGAUGAGCCGCAUGGACGGAAGCUGGGGAGUCUAUUAUUUUGUCCAAAAUCAAAACUGCACAUCCACAGAGGAGAGAUUUCAAAGAUUAUCCGAGAGUGUCAAGAAGAAAGCUUCUGGAAGAGAGCUCUGCCUUUUUCUCUUGUGAGCAUGCUCGCCACCCAAGGACUAGUCCACCACGGUUAUUUAGCAUCUAAUCCAAGAUUUGGAUCAUUGCCCAAAGUUGCACUUGCGGGUAUCUUGGGAUUUGCCCUUGGAAAGGCAUCAUACAUACGAGUGUGCCAGAGUAAAUUCCAUUCCGUCGAAGAUCAGCUCCGUGGGGCUGGUUUUGGUCCAGGGCAUAACAGGCACUGCCUGCUUACCUGUGAGGAGUGCAAAAUCAAGCACGGAUUACACGAGAAGGGAAGCUCUCAGCCUUCAGCUUCUUAAACUUGUCUCUAUGGCUUUGGAAGUUCCUUAAACCUCUCUCUGAAUUUGUACACAUUUAGAAUUUCAAGUGUGCUUUAAAAUAACAUAUGUAUAGUGGAACAGAAACAUUGUGCUUCUCUCUUUUUGACAUGCUUUCUGGGGAAGAUCCUCAAUUGAAGUGAGCAGUAUAUGUUUGUCUGCGAUUUGAGAACUUGUCGGGGGCAUUCACACACCAAAAAAGAAAUUACAUUGCAUUCCUUAACUUGCUUACAGCUGAGUAAAAGCACUUCAAGUCUUCGCUGAUUUGGGCCAUCCAUUCUUUCACUCUGCUUUUGUCCAGGGUUUUAAGAUCGCGGAUACAGGAUGGGAGUGAAUAUUCAGGAACUUGGAAGCCAUGCCCCAAAGAAAACCAAUGUGUAUAGAGGUAGAAACAGGACAAGAAAGACUGUGUCUUAUAGGUUUGAGAAGUGCUUUCUAAAAUAUAGGAACCAAGAUGUUUAAGUUGAUAAAAAAUAUUUCCCUUGAAAGAGUCAGAAUUUGAACCCACUGCCCUUUCAGUGACAUAGAUGACUUUGUGCCUCAUUGGUGUGGUGAAGUUUUGGAAGAACCCAUCAUCUUUAGGUUACUUGUUUAGCAUGCUCAUGGUCAGCACUAAAGAACUGGGUUCUUAAACUUGACUUUCCAAACUGCCCCUCCUUCUCCCAAGGAACAAUUUGUUUAUGGGAACGAUCACUUGGAGAAUUAAUUCACGGAAUGACAAACUUUUGGGGCUAUAAGGAGCUCAGAAGCAGCCAAUCCAACCCCAGGAGUUGGAUUCCUAUUCUCCUACCAGGUUUUCUGCAUGAAAAAACCAACCAACCAACCAGCCAGCUAACCUCUUGCACUGGAGACCUUGCAUUUUAUGGCGAGUUGUCUGAGACCUUCAUAAACAUUUAAUUUGCAUCUUCGCAUUUUCUCAGGAAAAUGCUUUAUGUAUGUGUCGCCAUUUAUUUACUGGUUUGUGUGUGUGUGCGUGCACACUUGUGCAUACGUGUACCUGUUUGUAUUAAUACAUCUUGAAACCAUGUAUAAAAAGGAAAAUCUCAUCAGAAGUUA